Messenger RNA from Ilex paraguariensis (yerba mate), 1002 nucleotides. NCBI's taxonomy places the organism in Eukaryota, Viridiplantae, Streptophyta, Magnoliopsida, Aquifoliales, Aquifoliaceae. The record is from the annotation of a GenBank genome assembly.
AUGCUUUCCCUGCCAUUCUCAUGUCCUCCUCCCAAGAACACUCUCUCUCCUUUCCAAAAAAAACCCUUUUCUCCUUCUUCUUCUUCUGUUACCUGUGAUCGUGCUAUAGGAAAAAGAAACAAAUCAAACUCAUACCUUUCAAUAUCUCUUCCCAAACUUAGCAAGGUUCUUGUGAGUGAAGCUUCAAAUGCAAUGCCAGGAGAUGAAGAAAAAGAAAUAUCGGCCGGAACAAUGGAUUCGCCGGAAGAAGUGGAAUUGCCGGCAGGUCUCCGGCGAGAACUGAUGCCAAACCAUGUUGCCGUGAUAAUGGACGGCAACAGGAGGUGGGCCCUGGAGAGAGGUCUGCCAGUGGAACAAGGUCAUAGGGCCGGUGGACAGGCAAUGACAGAGCUCACUCGACUCUGUAGUAAAUGGGGAGUUAAAGUUCUUACAGUUUUUGCCUUUUCUACGGAAAAUUGGAUACGUCCGAAGGAAGAGGUUGACUUUUUAAUGAUGUUGUUCGAAGAGGUGACAAAAACGUUUAGCGAGGAGGGUGCGAGACUUAAUUUUCGGUUAUCUGUUAUCGGGGAUAAAUCGAAGCUCCCCAAGUCUCUAAAUCAAAUUUUAGCAAGAGCAGAGCAAGCUUUGAAGGCAAACUCGGGACUCCAUGCUGUCAUAGCACUGAAUUACAGUGGUAGAUAUGACAUACUGCAAGUUUGCCAAAAAGUUGCCAACCAUGUGAAGGAUGGCCUUAUUCAACCUGAAGACAUCACCCAAAGCAUGUUUGAAGAACAAUUAGAAACAACGGGUACCAAGUACCCCAAUCCUGAUUUGCUUAUACGAACUAGUGGUGAACACAGAAUUAGCAAUUUCAUGUUGUGGCAAUUGGCUUACACUGAACUUUAUUUUGUUGAAAAGAUGUUUCCAGAUUUUGGAGAAACAGAUCUUAUAGAGGCAUUAAGCUCAUUUCAACAACGACAAAGACGAUAUGGUGGAUAUAAGUAUUCAACAUCUACCAACUAA